This is a messenger RNA of Cydia pomonella (codling moth), 6109 nucleotides long. RefSeq names its product lateral signaling target protein 2 homolog. NCBI's taxonomy places the organism in Eukaryota, Metazoa, Arthropoda, Insecta, Lepidoptera, Tortricidae. The transcript is spliced from 14 exons. The record is from RefSeq and is a predicted model, not a curated record. Bases 171 to 3422 code for a protein of 1083 amino acids. Gene Ontology annotation, molecular function: metal ion binding. Gene Ontology annotation, cellular component: early endosome membrane.
AGUUCAGUUUAGUCUGCAUGAGUGAACGUGAACGCGAAUAGUGGAAACAUGUCCGCCGUUUAUGUUGUUUGACGUAAAUAUUGGCGAAAAUUAAUAGUUUUGCAUCCGUAUAGUGAUUUUUGGUGCUAUAAGUUUUAAUAAUGUGUGUGUUCGUGUUGUGAUUUGUGCUUAUGCGGCUGUUGUACAAAACCGGUCCAAUGGAGUCUCUCAGAAAAUGGUUCUACAAACCAAAGAGGGACGACCGGUCGCUGCUCGCACAGUUCUUCUUCGCCGACGAUGCCCUCAACAUGGUCGCCGCGGAGCUGGACUCGUUCGACGGCCGGAAGGAUCCGGAGAGGUGCUCCACACUCGUCAACCAACUGAGGCAUGCUCAGGAUCGAGUGUUGAACAUCAUCAGCCAGAUCAUGGACCAGCUCCUCGGCGACGAGCGCGUGGCGAGAGGCUUCCGCGUCAAGUUUCCAGAGGAUGUGCUCCAGGACAAUUUGGCUGGCCAGCUGUGGUUCGGUGCAGAGUGUCUAGCCGCCGGUUCAUCCAUAAUGAAUCGCGAGGAAGAAUCAGCCGCGAUGCGACCCCUGGCCAAAGCUCUCACCAGAAGCCUGGAGACCGUCCGGUCGUUGCUCAGAGAGCAAUGCUUGCGACCCAGAGGCCUGGCUCUGUCGCAGCAGGAUGACAUGCUGCAUGAGAGUCUUAGAAUAUUUGACAAGUUGUUUGCAGAGUUUGAGCUUUGCUACGUGAGCGCCAUGGUGAACGUGAAGACCCCUCACGAGUUCGAAGCACAACAACUCAUAUGCGUACUGUUCUCGGAGAGUCUAAGGAGAGCUUUGAAGCAGUCACUUCUUACACAGGAACAGGUGGACUCGUACGACCCAGCUUUGAUGUUCGCCGUGCCACGGCUCGCCAUCGUCAGCGGGCUAUUAAUAUACUCGAGCGGGCCUUUGAGCAUAGACAAGUCACCAGAGGAGAUGUCAGACAUGUUCCGUCCAUUCCGCACCCUCCUUCACAAGAUCCGCUCUCUCCUGUGGACGCUAGACCGGCGGGAGCUUAUAGCCCUCGAGCGGUUACUCUGUACCAACGAAGAUGUCUCCAGUUUAGCUGGGUUGGAGAUACCGCAUGGUGCAGAACCUUCGGAGGACCCUUCAUGCCAGUACCCCGACAUCGGCGAGUUCGUGUCUCGAUUCUACGCGGACCACGCGCAUUGUCGCGACCUCUAUACGCAGACUUCCACCGAGCCUACCAUCACCGAGAGCGACUACCUGCCGGACUACAUAGAAGUGAUGACGCCCAUCAUCGACGGUCUGCGGCGACUGGACACGGCCAGUGACCCCGCUCCGCCCCACGAACAGCCCUCCGACCCACCACCCCCGGCCGACACCGCCAGCAUAGAUACAUUCCAGAACGACUUCCUUGACGCUAAGACCCGAAAAACCAGCAGAACGGAAAGCAGUGAUUUAUCAUCCUUACGAAACCUCUCCACCAACGGCCUCAUGAUGUUCGACCCGUUAGUCAUCAACGCGGGCAAUUCGGGCGAAACUUCCAACCGACAGUUACCUGACCACGACCUGGUGACCUCCCUUAACGAGCAAGUCACGGAAAUAGCCGAUAGAUUGUCCUCAAUAGUUAGCGACGUAGACAUACUAGACCAUAACCAAAUACAUUCGUUCUCCACGAACGAUGUCCCCACUUUAAUAUCCACCGAACCGACUGAGCCUUACUUCAGCGGGCCUAAGAAUGAACAACUAAGCUGCAUGCCUUCCACUAGUCACGGAUAUUUAAUACCGAACGCUAUAAGCCACGAACCCGUAGUAUUAGCUUCUCUCUCACAUAAUAAUUCUGCAGUUUUCAAUCAGGAAGAAGAAAGUGCAAUAUCGACGGAUCUCCCUUUAAUUAUACCGGAUAAUAUUGAUGCUGACAUUGUAAAUACUAACAUAUGUAUAGCUAACGCCAAUCUAAGCUCACUAUUACUAACUAAUGAAGAAUUCCGACAGAAUUUCAUUGAUAACAAUGAAGUUGCAAAUGACAAUAAUAGUUUCACAUCAGCGAAAACUCACAUAGAAAAUAAUGAUGAAGAUAAAGUGAAGUUCAUGCUUGGAUAUGAGAGCGAUCACGAAUCGCCUGUGGAUUCUGGUGUCAGUACUGAAAAUACUAGCUUAGAUAGAUCCCCAGACACAGAAAACAAAGAAAUAAAAGAAAACCACUUCAUGCAACAGAACAGGGUAUUAAAAACGGAAGAAGACAAAGCUAGUAACACAUUAGAAAGUUCCUUUUCCAGUGUAAAUAACGGUGAUGUUAGCGUUAACAUUAAAUAUGAAGAGCAAGAUACUCAAAAGAACGAAGCGUCAUCGUCGAUUAAUGUAAAUACAGAUAGGUUAAGUGACGAGGAUACAGCUGUAAAUACAAAAUGUGAAGAGUUAAGAAUUGCGGAGGAGGUUAUAAACGAGUUAGCAAGAAACAUAGUGGCAGAUGUAAAUAUUACUCAAGACAAUAAUUCCAUGUCGAAUUCUUCGCCUAGUAGUUCGCGGCAGAAGAAAGAAGAGAGACGGUUAAGAAAGUCGACGAGUAAAAGUAAGAAGAAGAAGAAAAUGUGGUCGCCCGGGACCGUGAUCUUGGACAACCGGUCCGCGCAGGCUCAGAGCCCGCUGAGAUUGAACUUGGAUCACUUUGUUGACGAAAGCACGGCGGACGAUGAGCAGAUCGCGUUGGCGUUACAAGCUCAAGAGCUCGCUGCGAGACAACAGGCGAGGGGCAAGUUCAAAUCAAGCGAAGACCUGAUCCACCGCCUAUUCGUCUGCAUCGCUGGCGUCGCGGACCAACUCCAAACGAACUUCGCCGCGGAUUUACGGAACAUACUGAAGUCCGUAUUCCUCAUGAACCAGACGCCGGACGCGCCGGAACCGGAUCCGGAACCCGAAGCGAUGCCGGACAAGUGCGACAUCGAAUACGCGGCCACGGAGGACCAGGUUAUUCAGAACGGAAGUUCAUUCGACAGCGUGUACUCCGCCGAGGAGGUGUACGCGGACAGCACAUCGGACACGCCCUCCGAGGGUUCAGACAGACGGCCGCGCAGCACGGCGGACCGACAGACGGACAAGCCGGCCGAGCGGCCCGCCCUGCACCCCUCCGUGUCCACGGGGGACCUCACGAUCAGGGAGCGCGCAGAAAGUCCGGGCCGCGAGCGCGUGGAGCGCGCGCCGGAGUGGGUGCCCGACAUCGCGGCGCCGGCCUGCAUGCGCUGCCUCGCGCCCUUCACCGCCUUCCGCCGCCGCCACCACUGCAGAAACUGCGGCAAAGUAUUCUGCGCAUCGUGCAGCUCUAACUCCAUCCCGCUCCCCCGCUUCGGGCAGCUGAAGCCCGUGCGCGUGUGCGAGGAGUGCUUCCGAUCCAUCGCGCAGGGCUGCCGUCGCGCGCAGCCGCACUACCGGUGAUGGAAACUACGUGCCGAAUAAAUAGGUCGCGUCGAAGUGAAACAUACCCUAUAUCCAUGCCUUUAGGUCGAAAAUGGAACGAUUGCAUGACAAUACGAGUAUUCUCAUGAAACCGUUGGAGUCGGGGCGCGUCUUACGUGAUCAAAGGAAUUUAGACCUUAUGUUUCUUAAAAUAGGCUUUAUGUAUGUUAAUAUGGUAUACUAUAGUAUAAUUAUAACUCUUGAAACAUAAGGUCUAACUUCCUUUGACCAUGUAAGACGCGCUCCGACUCCAACGGUUUUUUAAAUGACAACACUCCCAUCCGUAAACGAUUGCGUUUUUUUGCGGCCAUUUAUUCUGUACCUAAAACAUGAUUCGCUGUACGAGCAUAACCAUCUUGUUUUGAAAGAAACUAUUACGUCCUAAAAACAUUUACCUGAUCAAGCCAAUGUCACACCUUUAAUGAAUUGUAAUGUAAUAUUUCAAUAUUAUUUGAAAUGGUAUAACAGUACUGUCAUUUCAAAGGAUAGAUCAGCUAACUUGGAUUACAUUACUAUUUUAUGUACAGUCAGCGUCAAAUACUUUGUAGCAACCAAAGUAGCCAAAUAGUUCGGUACACCAUAUAUUUAGUAUGGUGUACCGAACUAUUUGGCCACUUUGACUGCUACAGAGUAUUUGACGCUGACUGUACAAAACAGUUUAUGCUGCAAGUGAUCCUAAUAGACGGGGAUAUAAUAUCAAACCUCUUCACUAACGUUUGUCUUUUCUACGGUAUGAUGGACGUGAUUAUUACAUUUCUAAGUGUCCGUUUAAUCGUAACCAUGUCCAUCAUAGUCUGGUUCGACUACUAACGACCUUAAAAUGUACGGCGAAACACUUUUACAUUAGUGAAGUCAAAGAGAAUUUGAAAUAGAGGUGGAUUGUCAAAGUAAGCUUUGUAGCCACAGUAAAUUUACUGCCAUAUUUCGAAACACAAUUAAAACUUGGAACGCCAUUUGACUUUGAUCCUUAUUAUUUCACUGAUAUGUGUUAAAUUGGCGCCAUCUUGCCGAGCAUGGGCCAAAGAUAUAGCGCGAUCGCUCGAAAAGUUGCCACCACAUUUUGAUAUUUAACAAAUUUAUCACAUGUCAGUGAAAAAAUAAGGAUCAAAGUCAAAUGGCGUUCUAAAAGGUUUAACCAUGUCUCGAAAGAUGGCAGUUAAUUUACUGUGGCUACAAGAUUUGCUUUAACAAUCCAUCUCUGUUUCAAAUUCUCUUUGUUGAAAUAUGGCCUUGAGGUCUAUUCGACUCGUCAAAGUGACAACAUUGCUACCGUAAGUAAAUGAGUCGAAUAGACUCCCUGGUCUAAAGGUUGCUAGUGACAUGUCACAAAAGUGACAUAAUGUUGCUAUUUACCAUAUUACGAACACUAUUACCUAUAUCACAUUCAAAGUUUAUUCCAAAACUAUGUUUUAAAUACAUAUUUUAGUAUCUCCUAGAUUGUUGGAUAUGUAAUAUAGUUAUGUUGAUUAUAAUUAUUAAAUAUGAAUAGGUGUAAUUCUUCAAUAUUGACUGAUAAACAAAAAAUAUUUAAUGAUUCUAUAAAAAGUUUUCCAUUGUAAUAGGUAGCUCUCUAAUAAAUGAAUAUUUAAAAUUGUUAUCAAUGCAUAAUUAUACCUAUUUCAUACUAUAUUAGGCAGUAUUAUUUGCAGUCACUUGCUUACAUCGGUAUAGUUCGCGUCGCAGAUUUUUCAAAUCUAUCCUUUAAUUACAUUUUUUUUUUUUGAAAACAUCGCCACGAUUGAAGUGCCAGAAAUAUUUUAUAUAGGUGUUUCCCUUGCGCUAUGACAUGGGGUUCUUCAAGAAGCAGGUAUUUAGGGUUCUCAAAGGUUGGCAACGCAUAAGUGGCUCCUCCGAUGUUGCUUAUGUCCAUGGGCGGCGAUGACUGCUUCCCAUCAGGUGGCUCGUCUGCUCGUUUGCGGUCUAUUACAUAAAAAAAAUAUAUACACGACUUUAUACCUAACCUUUGAACAGGAUAUAUUUUACACUGCAUUUUCUUCGACAUUAAAAUCUCUUAACAAUCAUGGUUAUAGUAUUACACAUAGCUUGGGUACGGUGAUAACUGUUAUCUGGUUAUCGUUUUCUCCCGAAAUGGAAUUUCAUAGAAAAAGUACCGUUAUCUCGGUUGGAUCGCAAAGCUAUUCUUCCCUCUUAAUUACUUAUAUCUUCAAUACUUUACAGCCCCACUUCUAACGUGGGUAGCAACCGGCCAUUAGUUUUAGUCUUUCAUACGUGACUGCAAAUAAAUUUGUCGUGCUAGAUAAAAAGGGACCUGGCUGUAUAAAAAAAUCCAUUGUUAACGGAAUAUAAAUGCGAGUCUCUUUUUACACAGGACGACACAAAUGCCUGCCCCAAACAGAAUUCAAUAAAAUACCUAGGCUAAGUAGCGAUGUUAGAAAUACUAUUUUAAUAAUAUUAAAGCGUUUAUAUUUUUAACAUAACUCUUUAAACCCUAUUCCACUUUUGUAACCAAUGGUGUUAGAUUAAGUAUAAGUAAUGUUACGUGUAUGUAAAUUUUGUAAAAGUUAUUGUUAGUAAACCCUCAGGUACCUUACUGUUUAGCUUGUAAUAUAGGAUUGGAUAACAUGAUCCGGUGACCACAAAACGAGUAAGUGAUAAUCCGUUACAUAUUUUAAUCGUGUAUAAUAAAUGUCAGAUUAUUAGCUAAA